Molecule: messenger RNA, 888 nt
Organism: Monoraphidium neglectum
Lineage: Eukaryota; Viridiplantae; Chlorophyta; Chlorophyceae; Sphaeropleales; Selenastraceae
Exons: 7
Coding region: 1-888 (295 amino acids)
Molecular function (GO): nucleic acid binding
Source: RefSeq, a predicted model, not a curated record
AUGGCGCCAGGACCAGAGCGCCGCUCAGCCAGCUCGCCUGACCGUGCGGAGCCCUACAGCGAAAAGGACAAGGAGGCGGCAAAGGGAGUGGCAGCUCCUCACGCAGCUGACGCCCUGCCUCCGCCACCAGCCGCUGCGGCCGCGGCCGAGGUUCUCCCCGCGCCCCCCGCCGCGGCGCCCCCGGCCGACGAUGCGGCCCUGCAGCAAGCCGCCUUCAAAGCGGCGAUCGCCGCAGCGACAGCCGCCGCCGCGCAGGCGGCGGCGAUAGCGCAGGCGCGCGCCGCGGCCGGGCCGCCGCGCACCGGCGCCGGGCUCGCGCCCAUGCCCCCGCAGGAGCCGGGCGGCCCGACCUUUGUCAAGGUGUCUGCCAACAGUCAAGUGAAGCAGGUGGCCGGGAAGGUGGCCCACACCUGCCGCGCGGGCGACGCGCCGGCGAUGCUGGCGAUCGGCAGCAGCUGCAUCAACCAGGGCGUGAAGGCCAUCGCCACGGCGCGGGGCUACCUGGCCAACGACGGCCACGACCUGACGUUCCAGACGGCUUUCAGGGAGGGGGGCACCCCCGAAAAGCCGUCAGUGGCGAUGUACAUGGCGAAGCACCCGCUCAACUGGGCCAUCACGCCCAACAACGUGGAGAUGCAGGUGGGCCCGGCCAGCGGCGUGCAGGUGGUGUCGACGGCUCUGGCGCAGCGCAUCCGCGAGGGCAUCGUGCCGUGCCUCACCGGCGUCGGCAUGGACGCGGUCUCCAACUGCGUGCUGGCCAUUGGUCACACGCGGCUGGCCCUGGAGCCCGACGGCCUCGACAUCCGCGCGCGCCCCGAGUUCAUCCACGUGCAGGCUGGUGGCGAGCUCAAUGCUCUUAAGUUCCACAUCCACGUGGACAGGAUCUAA